This is a messenger RNA of Bombyx mandarina (wild silkworm), 3201 nucleotides long. It is a transcript of the gene Gprk1, whose product is annotated as G protein-coupled receptor kinase 1. The record is from RefSeq and is a predicted model, not a curated record. NCBI's taxonomy places the organism in Eukaryota, Metazoa, Arthropoda, Insecta, Lepidoptera, Bombycidae. Gene Ontology annotation, biological process: regulation of signal transduction; G protein-coupled receptor signaling pathway; protein phosphorylation. Gene Ontology annotation, molecular function: G protein-coupled receptor binding; G protein-coupled receptor kinase activity; ATP binding.
UCCGAGACGUGUGUGAGUCUAGAUCCAAAUGACGGGUUGAAAUGAAUUUCAUUUUCUGGAAUUAUAAACUUGUUUUCAACGUCGAAUUACUAUUUUAAGUGCUUAACAUCACAAAAAAAUUAUUUUAAUUCGACUAAAAAGUUGAAAUAUCUGUUUUUAUUUACUUAUAUGUUAUUAAAAAUAGUUUUUACGAUUGAAAAUGUUCAGCAUGUGUCACCAUUCAUCAACAUAUUCUGUGAAACGGUGAACAGUCGUCAUGUGAAGAAGGUUAUGACUAUCUGGUGGAAGUUGAAAUAAUUUAUUCUGUGAACGUGUUGUGAAACAGUGCUGUUCCUCUUUUCUGGUGGAGGAGGUAAAUAAAUCCUGUCUCAAAAUGGCGGACCUCGAGGCUGUGCUGGCAGACGUGAGCUACUUGAUGGCUAUGGAGAAAUCGAAAUGCACUCCUGCAGCACGAGCUAGCAAAAAAAUCGUUCUUCCAGAUCCAAGUGUUCGGAGUGUAAUGCACAAAUACAUGGAAAAGAAAAACGAAGUGAACUUUGACAAAAUAUUCAAUCAAGUAUUAGGUUAUUUAUUAUUUAAGGAAUUCUGUGAACAGACGUCAGACGAACCAGUGCCACAAUUAAAAUUUUACGAAGAGAUAAAACUGUUCGAGAAACAAGAAUGCGUGGAAGAAAGGCAACGAAUCGCGAGGGAUAUUUACGAUAAUUUUAUAAUGAAGGAAUUACUAUCACAUGCGCAUGAUUAUUCUAAAGAAUGCGUAGCUCAUGUACAGAAGUAUUUAUUGAAGCAUGAAGUACCACCAAAUCUAUUUGAGCCAUAUAUAGAGGAAAUAUUCCAACAUCUUCGUGGAGAGCCAUUCAAAAAUUUCUUAGAAAGUGAUAAGUACACGAGGUUUUGUCAAUGGAAGAAUCUAGAACUAAACAUCCAGCUAACUAUGAACGAUUUUAGCGUACAUCGUAUUAUCGGCAGGGGAGGUUUCGGAGAGGUAUACGGAUGUCGGAAGGCGGACACAGGAAAAAUGUACGCAAUGAAAUGUCUCGAUAAGAAACGAAUAAAGAUGAAGCAAGGAGAGACGCUUGCCUUGAACGAGAGGAUUAUGCUCUCGCUAGUCAGUACCGGGGUCGACUGUCCGUUUAUCGUGUGUAUGACGUACGCGUUUCACACUCCCGAUAAGCUGUGCUUUAUCCUGGACCUGAUGAAUGGAGGCGACCUCCACUAUCAUCUCUCCCAGCAUGGAGUAUUUAAUGAAGCCGAAAUGAAGUUCUACGCUGCCGAAGUAAUAUUAGGUUUGGAGCACAUGCACAAACGUCACAUAGUUUAUAGAGAUUUGAAGCCUGCGAACAUACUCCUCGACGAGCACGGACACGUUAGAAUAUCAGAUCUAGGCCUCGCCUGUGACUUCUCCAAAAAGAAACCUCACGCUAGUGUCGGUACUCACGGCUACAUGGCCCCCGAGGUUCUCUCGAAGGGGACAGGCUACGAUUCGUCCGCGGAUUGGUUCAGUUUCGGCUGCAUGCUCUACAAGCUGCUCAAGGGACAUUCCCCGUUCCGCCAGCACAAAACCAAAGACAAGCACGAGAUCGACAAGAUGACCCUGACAAUGAAAUAUAACGUUUACCAGAACGUGGAGCUACCGGAGUCGUUCAGUCCUAGCCUGAAGAGUCUUCUCGAAGGUCUUCUCCAAAGGGAUAUCAACAAACGUCUCGGCUGCAAAGGAAGAGGCGCCGACGAAGUGAAGGAGCACGUUUUCUUCGCUGGCAUCGAUUGGCAGCAGGUUUACCACCAGAAGUACACUCCGCCGCUGAUACCGCCGCGCGGGGAGGUCAACGCCGCCGAUGCCUUCGACAUUGGAAGCUUCGACGAAGAAGACACCAAAGGAAUUAAGUUAACAGAAACGGAUCAGAUGCAAUACAAGGACUUCCCUUUGGUGAUAUCGGAACGUUGGCAGGCCGAAGUCGCUGAGACCGUAUUCGAUACGGUCAACCUGGAAGCCGACAAGCUCGAACAGAAGAGGAAGGCUAAACAGAAGCAGAAGUUCGACGCUGACGAGAAGGAAUCGGAUUGUAUACUCCACGGUUACAUUAAGAAGUUGGGUGGCCCCUUCGCUAGUGCAUGGCAAACUCGUUACGCCAAACUGUACCCGAACCGGCUCGAGCUGCACCUCGAGAACAGCGCCAAGCCCGAAAUGAUUCUGCUCGACACUGUCGAAGAGGUUUCCUCCGACUUCGUUUCCAUCAAGGGAGAGCAGUGCAUCGUACUGCGAACCCGAAACGACACCAAGGUCGUGCUCACGAAUACGGACGAGAUCGGCCUGAAGGAGUGGGCCCUGUCGCUGCGUUCGGCUCACAAAUGUUCGCAAGAACUCCUUGCCUCGAUGGCGAAGAAAGCCGGCAAGAUCUACGGGACGGAUGGCGCCAAAGAAGGAGCGCCCCCCGCGCGGCCCCCUCCCGCCGCCCCCGCCCCUCCGCGGCCCUCUAAUGGCACCAACUAGCACGAGCUCCCCGCGUCCAACAAGGGCGCGAAGAUGUUCCGCCGCUCCAAGAGCGCCGCGCAACUCAUCAAGUGAACCGCUGCCGGUGUCUGACUGUCCCGUGAUCUGCACAGUGGGCGUCCGCCACAGUGAAUGUGUUAUACGAAUUAAAGUGAUGGAAAUGAAAAAAAAAUAGCAAAAUGUAUAGAUUUGUACAUUGUGGUGUUCGAGACGCCUUUCGAGACUAGUGACGGUCGCGUGCCCUUUCGGAUGUUGUACGUGGCUCCAUAGUGAGCAUUGUUAUGAUUCUAUUACGUGAGCACAGUGAACACUCAAGCGAGUCAAUGUAAUAAAUCGGAAAAUGCUGAAACAAAACAAGGAAUAUAAGUAAGUAUUUAACAAAUCGAUCAUGACUAAAUUAAUGAAUGUAUUAACGAUUUCGAGACGUUUCAAUUCUUUAUUGUACGUUUAAUAAUAGAUGCUUCAAUUUAUUCGAGUUUAGAGGUUAGAGACUAGCACCUCGGUUACACUUCUGACUAAUUAUGCACACACGAGCAAACUUAAGUACCGCAUUCCGUGUUGGCUCCGGUAGCUCUCUUAAUGUAGACAAUAUUAAUUUAUAGAAUUAAUAAUAAUUAUUAUGUUACUGUUCCCUCAUACUGUAGAUAUAUGAACGGGACACCUUUUAAUAAUUUGUAAAAAGGUACUUAAUAAUAUAUUUUGUUCUCUAA